This is a messenger RNA of Daphnia pulex (common water flea), 670 nucleotides long. RefSeq lists its product as uncharacterized. NCBI's taxonomy places the organism in Eukaryota, Metazoa, Arthropoda, Branchiopoda, Diplostraca, Daphniidae. The record is from RefSeq and is a predicted model, not a curated record. The transcript has 3 exons. The coding region runs from base 124 to 504 and encodes 126 amino acids.
CAAUCAAAGGACAAAAUCGAAAAGACGACGAUGGAAAACAUUUCAGUUGUUGCAUAACAUCUGCAACAAAGUUAUUCCAUAUAAAAGGAAAGUUCAGUCGCCAAACCAUGUUCCAUUCACAUCAUGUCUUCCAAACAGGUGUUAUUUUUGCUGAUCGUUGCGGCUUUUGUAGUUUUCUCCGCGCUGGGCAGGCCGACGGAAAUAGUCGAUUCGGCGCUGAAAGAUAAUCCGCCGACUGGCGUCAUACGGGUCCGCUUUCCAUCGCAUUCCGGACUGGAAGAAGUUGAAAUUUUCAACCGAUUAUUAGAACCCUCAUCAGGUGGGAUGAAAACUGAGCAGCCGAAUAAUCAAAAGAAUCUCCAGAAAGGCAUCGGUUUAGAAUCAAAGGGAAAAGACCAACCGAUGGUGGAUUCCCUUAACCCGACGCCGGAGCAAAGAGGAAAUUUCGAGCCUGGACAGAUCGAUCCUAAUCAAGCGGAAGUCGAUGAAUCACAACAACAAUAACCAUAUAACUUAAUCGAGUAUGGAAUUUUUUCUUUCUAUAUUAAAAAAAUCCCCUACGACAACCUUUUAAGGGCGGAGUUGAUUGCGGUGAGUCACACACGCUCAGAUCGAAAAUUGUAUUGCUGAAAGGCUCUUGGUUGAAAAAUAAACAAGGAUUUUAGUGUAA